AUGGAGGGAGUCGCCAAGCCGUCCACGAGCUCGGGGUCGGGGUCGGGGGUCACGGAUAGGGCCUCCUCCGCCGCGGCCUCCACAGAGGAGAGGUUCGCCGAUCUGUGCAAGAGCAAGCUGGGACUGGACGAGAGCACAACGAGGCAGGCAAUGCAGCUUUUCAAGGAGACCAAGAACAUCCUCAAGUCCAGCGUGUCUUCCUUGGGCGGCGGAUCGCCCGAGGAGAUCGAAAGGUUCUGGUCUGCCUGUGUUCUUUACUGUGUGUCAAGGCUCAGCAAAGCGGGGAGGUCCAAGGAAGAUGGCAGUGUCUCACUUUGCCAGAUUUUGAGGGCAUCUAAGCUGAACAUUGUGGACUUUUUCAAGGAGAUGCCACAGUUCUGCUUAAAGGUUGCACACGUUCUGACUGGCCUAUAUGGUUCAGAUUGGGAAAAGAGGCUUGAGUUGAAGGAACUGCAAGCGAAUGUUGUCCAUUUAAGCUUGCUAAGCAGGCACUACAAGCGUGCAUACCAGGAGCUAUUCUCGUCAAAUGAUGGCAAGUGUUCAGACAAUUCUUCAGAAUCAAACAACCAAGAGGCUUCUGAUUAUUAUCGCUUUGGAUGGUUGCUCUUUUUAGUCCUAAGAAUCCAAACAUUCAGCAGAUUCAAGGAUCUUGUGACAUCCACAAACGAACUGGUUUCUGUGUUGGCUGUACUUAUCAUUCAUGUUCCUGUGCGGCUAAGGAACUUCGAUAUAAAGGAUUCAUCCUACUUUGGUAAGAAGUCAGAUAGGGGAGUCAGUCUUAUUGCUUCUCUGUGUGAAAAAUAUCAUACCUCAGAAGAUGAGUUGAGCAAAGCACUGGAGAAGACAAAUACUCUCAUAAUGGAUAUUCUGAAAAAGAAGCCAUGCCCAGCUACUUCAGCAUGCCAACAGGAUAACUUGUCUUUCAUUGAUCCAGAAGGUUUGACAGUUUUUAAGGAUUUGCUUCAGGGAGACUCAUUGAAAUCAAGUCUGCUAAUCCUGGAAAAAGAAUAUGAAAAUGCAAUUAACACAAAAGGCGAGCUAGAUGAGCGCAUGUUUGCUAAUGAUGAGGACAGUUUACUUGGCAGUGGAAGCCUUUCAGGUGGAGCCAUUAAUUUACCAGGCACAAAGAGAAAGUAUGAUGUUAUGGCCUCACCUGCAAAAUCAAUAUCAAGCCCAAAUCCAAUGUCUCCUCCACGUUUUUGUCUAUCUCCUAAAGGAAACAGCUUUUGCAACUCAAAGAUGGCUCCUAUCACUCCAGUGAGCACAGCCAUGACAACUGCCAAGUGGCUUCGGGAGUACAGUAUCUCCCCUUCCAUCAAAACCUUCUGGGGAACUAUUGCGCUUCUUCUCAGCAUGGCAGAGUCACAGAUCUUGAGUGGGAACAAUCUUACAUCACUUUUGUCUAAUGAACGUUUCCAUCGGUGUAUGAUAGCAUGUUCUGCAGAGUUAGUUCUUGCAACUCACAAGACUGUCACUAUGAUGUUCCCAGCUGUGUUGGAGAAGACUGGCAUUACAGCCUUUGACUUGAGUAAAGUCAUAGAGGGUUUUGUUCGGCAUGAAGAUACACUCCCAAGAGAGUUGAAGCGCCAUCUGAAUUCUCUUGAGGAACGGCUGCUAGAAAGCAUGGCAUGGGAGAAAGGGUCAUCAAUGUACAAUUCCUUAAUUGUUGCUAGGCCGGCACUGUCUGUAGAAAUAAACCGGUUAGGUUUACUGGCUGAACCAAUGCCAUCACUUGAUGCAAUUGCAGCACAUCAUAAUAUCUCAUUGGGUGGCCUGCCGCCUCUUCCCUUCCAAAAACAGGACCGUUUGCAAGAUAAAGAUGAAGUCAGGUCUCCCAAAAGGGCAUGCACUGAGAGGAGAAAUGUGCUGGUGGACAGCAAUUCAUUUCGAUCACCAGUGAAGGACAUUAUUAAAUCAAAGUUACCACCUCCUCUUCAAUCAGCUUUUGCAAGUCCAACAAGACCGAAUCCUGCAGCAGGAGGUGAAACAUGCGCAGAGACAGGAAUAGGUGUGUUCUUUAGCAAGAUAGCAAAACUCGCAGCCAUUAGAAUCAGAAGUCUCUGUGAAAGACUGCAACUUUCUCAGCAAGUUCUGGAGCGAGUAUAUUCCCUUGUCCAGCAAAUACUUAGCCAACAGACUGGUCUUUUCUUCAACAGACACAUUGAUCAGAUCAUACUAUGCAGCAUAUAUGGAGUUGCCAAGAUCUCUCAACUGGAACUUUCAUUCAAGGAGAUUAUUUUCGGCUACAGGAAACAACCUCAAUGCAAGCCACAAGUUUUCCGAAGUGUUUAUGUUCAUUGGCCCCCAAGAAGCCGUAAUGGGAAAACAGGAGAAGAUCAUGUUGAUAUUAUCACUUUCUACAAUGAAGUAUUUAUUCCUGCUGUCAAGCCUUUGUUAGUGGAGGUAGGACCUGGUGCUAGUCCAACGAAGAAAGAAGAGGAAAAAGGUGCUGUUGAUGAUGGAUACUUUGCUCUCCCAAGCUCAAAGAGCUACUAUGCAUGUGUUGGCGAGAGUACCUAUGCAUUUCAAAGCCCCUCCAAGGACCUGAAGGCUAUCAAUAACCGCCUAAAUAGUGGGAAGAAAGUUAGCGGACGACUUAACUUUGAUGUUGUCAGCGAUCUGGUCGUCGCCAGUAGCCUCAGCAGCGAUCAAAAUGCCAAGCCUGCAGCCACGGAAGUGGUUCCCAUCAAGACACCGGAGACGACCCCUGUUGCGGUGCCUGAGCGCCACAGUGCGAGGUUGGCGGCCAAGGCUUCUGCAAACUUCACUGAUGACUGCAAAAGCUUCUCAGCGCAAGGCUGUGCUCAAUCCCUGUCUGGCUGUUCGGCUUCUCUGAAGAAGCAGGUCAACAAAAGAUACAAUAGCGCUUCGGACUCCAGGGGAGGCAUCGUGGCCGCCUGGGACGACGCUGCUCUCUCAUGUGAGGCUCCCAUUCAGAGACGAUACUCCAUCACCACUUUCUUCUCUUCCAACUUCUCUGACCUACGUCUGGCUGUAACUAAUAUUUAUGCUCCCUCUGAUCACUGGGAUUCGCGGAUUUCUUAG
Miscanthus lutarioriparius is the source of this 3045-nucleotide messenger RNA. The record is from the annotation of a GenBank genome assembly. NCBI's taxonomy places the organism in Eukaryota, Viridiplantae, Streptophyta, Magnoliopsida, Poales, Poaceae.